AUGGCCAGGACCUCGUCAAGGGAGAAAGGGAAAAAUCUUUCAAGACGCGAACCCGAACGGCUCUUGUUCGGGGCUCUCUGUUCGAGCGUGCAUCAAUCCAGACCUGCCAAGAAGCCUGAGGCUGAUUCCAGCCCGCCAACUUCUCAAGAACCCCUAAACACACGACAUUGUCAAUACUCCCAGACAUAG
This is a messenger RNA of Colletotrichum truncatum, 189 nucleotides long. RefSeq lists its product as uncharacterized. NCBI's taxonomy places the organism in Eukaryota, Fungi, Ascomycota, Sordariomycetes, Glomerellales, Glomerellaceae. The record is from RefSeq and is a predicted model, not a curated record.